ACCAGCUUUAUGAAUAGGUAUUGGCCUUCACGGGUGUUGAUUCUCUCUUUCUUUUUUCUACAUGGCAAUCUGUCCCACAAAAAUUAAGUUCUACUCUUGAGGUCUUCACUUCACUUUUAUAUUUCCCAUUUCUGUCUCUUUCUUUGUUCUGAACUGCAACAUAAGCACCAAUCAUGCCUGCCCCUUCUUCUUCUCUCUGCCUUCUCCUCUCGCUAUCAUUUGUUUUCCCUUGCUUGCUCAUUUUCUUGCCAAUUUCUCUAGCAAAAACCAUCAACACCACUCGCCCUCCCCGCCAGCUCUCCAUUAACUACUAUGCAAAAACCUGCCCUCAACUUGAGCAACUUGUUGGUUCAGUCACUUCCCAACAAUUCAAAGAAACGCCAGUUUCAGGGCCAGCCACCAUUCGCCUAUUCUUCCAUGACUGCUUUGUAGAAGGUUGUGAUGCUUCAAUCCUGAUAUCAACGAAGCCUGGAAGCAUAGAGUUGGCAGAGAAGAAUGCAGAGGAUAAUAAGGAGUUGAGAGUGGAGGGAUUUGAGAGCAUUAGAAAGGCUAAGGCCUUGGUGGAGAGCAAGUGCCCUGGUGUUGUUUCCUGUGCAGAUAUUCUUGCCAUUGCUGCUAGAGAUUAUGUCCACCUGACAGGAGGACCUUACUACCAAGUGAAGAAAGGGAGAUGGGAUGGGAAAAUAUCAAUGGCAUCAAGGGUACCCUAUAAUCUUCCUCGUGCAAAUUCAACCAUUGAUCAGUUAUUGAAUCUUUUUAAUUCCAAAGGAUUAACACCAGAAGACCUAGUGGUGCUUUCAGGUGCACAUACAAUUGGUUUUGCCCAUUGUAAGCAUUUUAUUAGCCGCCUCUACAAUUAUCAUGGCACCAAGCAGCCCGACCCCGUUAUUGAUCCAAGGCUCUUAAAAGAACUAAGAAUGUCCUGCCCACAAUUUGGGGGAAAUCAAGACAUUGUAGCACCAUUUGAUGUUACCACUCCAUUCUUGUUUGAUCAUGCUUAUUAUGGGAAUUUAGAGGCUAAAUUGGGCUUGUUGGCCUCUGACCAAGCCCUGUUUUUGGACCCACGAACCAAGACCCUGGUUCAGCAGCUAGGAAUGGAUAAGCAAAAAUUCUUCCAAGCAUUUUCACAAGCAAUGGAUAGAAUGGGCUCCAUUGGUGUGAAAAGGGGAAGAAAACAUGGAGAAAAGAGAAAAGAUUGUAGUAUACAUGCGACAUAGCUAAUUAAUGAGAAGAUGUUUGGAAAAAAUCAAUUGGACCCCUAAUUUAUGUUUAAUAUAUUACUGGGCUCAUUAAUUUGA
This is a messenger RNA of Hevea brasiliensis (rubber tree), 1298 nucleotides long. RefSeq names its product peroxidase 19. The transcript is spliced from 3 exons. Gene Ontology annotation, biological process: response to oxidative stress; hydrogen peroxide catabolic process. Lineage: Eukaryota; Viridiplantae; Streptophyta; Magnoliopsida; Malpighiales; Euphorbiaceae. The record is from RefSeq and is a predicted model, not a curated record. Bases 174 to 1217 code for a protein of 347 amino acids. Gene Ontology annotation, molecular function: peroxidase activity; heme binding.